This is a messenger RNA of Angiostrongylus costaricensis, 384 nucleotides long. NCBI's taxonomy places the organism in Eukaryota, Metazoa, Nematoda, Chromadorea, Rhabditida, Metastrongylidae. The record is from the annotation of a GenBank genome assembly.
AUGCACUGGUACGAUUUGAAAGUUGCAGGUUCCUGUUGGGCUGUCUCAGCUGCAGAGGUUAUGUCAGAUCGAGUUUGCAUCGCUUCGCAUGGCAAUAAGACGGUUGAACUGUCAGCGGACGACAUCAUGAGCUGCUGCACUGAUGGUUGUGACGGAUGCAGUGGCGGAUAUCUUUACGCACCUUGGAAGUACUUUAUUGAAACCGGUGUUGUCACCGGUGGGCUCUACGGCACAAAGCAUACCUUUGGUGAUGACGUUGGAGGUCACGCCGUGAGGAUUCUUGGAUGGGGAGAGGAAGGUGGCGUGCCCUACUGGUUGGUUGCUAAUUCGUGGAACGCUGACUGGGGAGAGAACGGUAAGCAAAAUGUUUCCCAGUUUUAUUAG